AUGAGUUCCUCAGUUGAGCGAUUCCAUUCAUUGCUUGAAAAUGUAAAACAAACAAAUAUUACAUCAUCUGCUCAAGAAAUAGAUGAAUUAAUCAGUGCAGAUCCUAAUAAUCAAAUUUACACAUUCGUUAAGGCAGUUUUUAACAUUCUACCUGCAAGAUAUUUAUCAUUAGAAUUCUAUUCUACACUUAUUAAACAAUUACAUUCUUUUACAAAUUCCGAUAACAAAGAAUUUUUCAAAAAACAAUUAAUAAAACACGUAUCACAAUCAAACAAUGAAAUAGUUUCAGUAUUCUUAAUACAUUUACUUCGCUCUUCUUUCCUUUUGAGUGAUGAUGUUUUUUCAAUUUUAAACGAGAUUCUUAAUAACUCACACAAGCUCUCUAAUGAUGUUUUCAACCAAAUUAUCCUCUGCAUUACCGAAGGAUCUUCUGAAUUAUCCAAAGAAAAUCCAAAUGAACUUGAAACUAUUUACACUCAAAUCCAGGAUCGUCAUCAUGUUAUACAGAGUGGCCUUUUCCAAGAUGAAAAUACACCAAUAUUCGAAGAUUUCUUCGAUUAUCUUACUAAGAUUCGGUCAAAUCGAUGGAUAGUCCCAUAUGAUUUCCCACUUAAGAGUAUCAUCGAUUCUUUGAAGACAGAUGAUGUUGUGUCACUCAAAUCCAUUGUUAAUUCUAAAUCUGAAGCAGAUACAAAAAUAAAUCCAUCAAUUCUUCUUGCACCUCCUAUCUUAGGAUUCUCUGCUCCAUAUGUUUCACUUGCAUCAUUCUUUGGAUCGAUCAAAUGCUUAGAAUAUCUGAACAAUCUUGGUGCCGAUUUAUUACAAGAAGAUGACGAAGGUCGACAACCAAUCCAGUUUGCACUUGCAGGAGGAAACAUUGAAUGUGCUCAAUUCCUCAAGAAUCAUUCUAAUUUAUCGUUUGAGGGAUGCUUGUCAAUUUCAAUUGAAUAUUUGAACAGAGAUGGCUUCAAUUGGCUUAUCCAGAAUAUCAGUGAUCUAACAUAUGGACUUGAAAACAGCAUUGAUUGUCCUUAUCAUGCAGCAGCAAAAGUAAAUUCAAUUUAUUUCACCAACACACUUAUUGAAUAUUCUGUUCCUCAUAUGACUAAAGAUGACUAUGACUGGACUCCAUUGCAUAUUGCUGCUUCUUAUGAUUCUAUCGACGUUCUGAAGAUUUUAUUAAAUUUGAAUGGAACAGAUAUCAACGUUACUGACCUUGACGAUGAUACCGCGUUACAUUGUGCUUCUAAAGAUGGUUGUAUUGAUGCUCUAAAAGUGUUAUUGGAGUCAAAUCAAAUAAAUGUUAACGCUUUUGAUCGACAUAAUGCCACUCCUUUACACUAUGCUGCAAUGGAUAACCAAGUAGAAGCUGUUAAGAUACUUAUUGCUGACCAAAGAACGAAUAUUAAUAUUUUGGACGCCUAUCAACAUUCUCCUCUUCAAAUUGCAGCCAUUUAUGGAUCUGCAGAAGCAGCAGAAGCAAUUGCUGCAGAUGAAAGAGUUAAUCCUAAUACAAAAGAUAUAGAAGGAAAUUAUGCGAUUCACAAUGCAGUUACAUAUGGAGAAACUAAUAUUGUUAAUGCUAUAUUAUCAGCAAGAAACAUUAAUCUCGAAGUGACUAAUAAAGAUAAUGUUACUGCUGCAGAAUUGGCCGCAUUUCAGAAGAAACCAGAAAUAUUAAAAAUUUUAGUUGAAAAGGGUGCCAACAUUAAUAGUUUGAGAACAACUACAGUUGAAUUAGCCCCUAAAAUCAGAAAUAUUAUUAAUCAGGAAUAA
Molecule: messenger RNA, 1776 nt
Organism: Trichomonas vaginalis G3
Lineage: Eukaryota; Parabasalia; Trichomonadida; Trichomonadidae
Product: protein ubiquitination
Exons: 1
Coding region: 1-1776 (591 amino acids)
Molecular function (GO): protein binding
Source: RefSeq, a predicted model, not a curated record